AUGGAGGCGACAAAGAAGGCAGCGCUUGUUGCUCUGUUACUGGUCCUAGUAAUUCACUCAUCCGAUGCCCAAACCAUAUGCAAAGUGACGGUGGAGGGACUGAUGUCUUGCAGGUCCGCCGUGACUCCGCCUAAGCCCACACCGCCCUCCGCUGCGUGCUGCACCGUGAUCAAAAACUCGGAUUUGAAGUGCCUCUGCUCGUACAAGAACUCCUCCCUGCUGCCUUCGCUCGGGAUCGACCCCAACCUUGCGUUGCAGCUCCCCAGCAAGUGGUUGGGUGGCUUAUUAGCUUCUGGUCAGAUUAGGAACCCAAGGAAUGGAAUUGCUCUGAUUAGGAAGUUCUAUGGGCAACUAGACGAAGAGCUGAGGAGAGGAAAGAAUGUGAACGGCUCCAUUUUGGGAAUCUUUAUUAAGUCAUAUGAAGGCCUCACCUCUCCACGGCUUGCGGAGGCUAUGGCAAUUAGAAAUGGAAUGAAUUUGGGUGUUGCUCUGAAUGUAGGGCGUGUUCUUAUUGAAUUGGAUGCGGAGUCGAUUGUCCGAAACUGUUCCAUGUCAAAAGAUCCACCCUCUGAUAUCGCAGUUUUGAAAUUCGUACUCGCUAUUGAGAAGGAUAAGAUUCCAGACAAACGGGACCUGGGACGAAGUCAGGAAUCCAAUUUCGGGAGUGUACGAGAUGAGAACAAGUGGAGUGAUGUUGAGAUUUUGGAGCCUUGGAGGUUGCAGAAAUCAUUGAGAAGUGUACACAAAUUAAAAACCAAAUUUAAAAUUAACUCUAUCUCUCUACUCCUACUAGAUAAGUUUUUUGUGGGUAACAACAACGUACCUCUUGACAUUUUCAUAUUUACUAAUACAAUGUCUCCAAUUAACCAAAAUUACCAUCUUUCCAAUCUCAAAUUUACGCCAAUAUUUUGUUGUAAGGAAAGAAUGACGAUUAGUGUUAAAGUAACCAACAAAUUUAACAUAAAGCCCUCCUUCGCCACCCUACCCCACCGCCGCCGCUACCAACUGUCAUUUACAGACCAAAUCGCUCCCCCGGUGUUCAUGCCUCGGGUUCUCUUUUACCCGAGGGACACAAAUGACAAUCUCGACAACUCCAAGAAAUCCAGCCACCUGAAAAAGUCCCUCUCCGACACCUUAACCAGGUUCUACCCCUUUGCCGGGCGCAUGGUCGACGACCUUUACGUCGACUGCAACGACGAGGGAGUGCCCUUCGUGGAAGCCGAGUCGAAAUCCCAACUUUCGGAGGUGAUUUCCGACCCGAUCCCUGGUGAAAUGAAUCAUUUCCUUCCUUGUAAACUCGACGAUGUCCGGGACCUCCUCCUGGUGGUUCAGGUCACCUUCUUUGCCUGCGGUGGCAUAGCGGUUGCCGUCGGCAUUUCUCACAAGAUAGCCGAUGCCCAGUCCAUGUUCAUGUUCAUCAACGGCUGGGCCGCCACCGCCCGCGGAGACACCAAAAUCCCCGUCCCGCAGUUCGAGUCCGCCACCAUCUUCCCUCCGAGGGAUACGACCGGGUUCACACCCAGCACAGGGAUCGACAAGUCCGACAUCGUGACAAAAAGGUUCGUGUUCACGGCGUCCAAGAUCUCCACUCUCAGAGAAAGAUUCAGCAAAAACAACACUACCACAGAUGGAGAGCAGCUGGGACACCUGACGUCUCCGGUAAAGGCCCUGUCGGCUCUCAUUUGGACUAGGUUUAUGGUUGCAACUCAAGCCCGUGAAACAAAGGCGGAUAAGAUCUACAGUUUGCUUCAUGCCGUGAACCUACGGCGGAGGGUCAAUCCGCCGUUGCCUGAGAGUUAUUUUGGAAACAUUAGUGGGUUCGCGAUUGCGGUACCCUCCAUGGAGGGUGAAGGAGAUGGCAACGGGGUUGUGAACACAGUUAGCGAAGCGAUAAGGAAAAUCGGAGAUUACGUUGCGAAGCUCCAAGAUGGUAACAAGCACUUGAGCUUCGUGAAAGAAAGGGCUAAACAAACCACGACGGGGGAGGUGAUCUCGUUCAGUUUUACAAGCCUGUGCGGGUUCCCGCUGUACGAACCCGAUUUCGGGUGGGGGAAGCCACAGUGGGUUGGCUCCAUGAGCCUGACUUUCAAGAAUCUCGUUGUGUUCAUGGACACCCGAACGGGUGACGGGAUCGAGGCGUGGGUGCACUUGAAGAGGGAGGACAUGGCCAAGUUCGAAACAGACGCGGAGUUUCUCGAAUCCGUAAUGCCGUAA
Messenger RNA from Rhododendron vialii, 2214 nucleotides. RefSeq names its product stemmadenine O-acetyltransferase-like. The coding region runs from base 1 to 2214 and encodes 737 amino acids. The transcript is spliced from 10 exons. NCBI's taxonomy places the organism in Eukaryota, Viridiplantae, Streptophyta, Magnoliopsida, Ericales, Ericaceae. The record is from RefSeq and is a predicted model, not a curated record.